GUUGCCUGUCGAGGGAGAGCCAUCCAAGAAGGCCGAACCGAAGCCCAGCCCAAAGGCUACAGCUGAGCCACCGAAAGCCAGCAGCCCGAAGGCAGCGGCACCGAUGCCCAACGGAUCCAGCGAGCCGGCCCCUGGUUUCAGGCGCAUGGAAAUCGUGGAGGCCAGCGAUGAUGAAGACGAGGAGCCGGCCCCCGUCAGCAAUGGCAGCAGCGAGUCUCCAAAGGCAUCAGCGCCAGCAUCUGUACCACCGGCAAAGGCACCGGCAGAGCCCCACCCCGACCUGCACAUCGAGUACACAGCUGCUGGCCUGGAAAAGGCUAAGCAGCAGGCCAAUGGGCUGUUUUCAGCAGGCAACAUGAGCGAGUCGGAGAGGUGGUUCUCGAAAGCCAUUUGGGUGGCUGAGGAGUCCGGGAAGGUGAAGGAGGUUCCGGAGAGCUUGCGGGCGGUGCUGUAUUCCAACCGG
Messenger RNA from Symbiodinium sp. CCMP2456, 463 nucleotides. NCBI's taxonomy places the organism in Eukaryota, Dinophyceae, Suessiales, Symbiodiniaceae. The record is from the annotation of a GenBank genome assembly.